This is a messenger RNA of Erpetoichthys calabaricus (reedfish), 4416 nucleotides long. RefSeq lists its product as uncharacterized. NCBI's taxonomy places the organism in Eukaryota, Metazoa, Chordata, Cladistia, Polypteriformes, Polypteridae. The transcript has 6 exons. The coding region runs from base 630 to 4268 and encodes 1212 amino acids. Gene Ontology annotation, biological process: regulation of transcription by RNA polymerase II. The record is from RefSeq and is a predicted model, not a curated record. Gene Ontology annotation, molecular function: DNA-binding transcription activator activity, RNA polymerase II-specific; RNA polymerase II cis-regulatory region sequence-specific DNA binding. Gene Ontology annotation, cellular component: nucleus.
AUUUUAAAAAGAGAAGUGCUUUGCCUGAUUUGUGCUUUUAAUGCUUGGACACUGAAAAGAAUCUUCCUGGCUGGUGGUUUAAAUUCGUGAAUUGCAGCUGUAGUUUGGCAGACGGGAGUUUUAGUUUAGCCAUCCUCUGUGAGUCGCUUAAACCACCAUGCAGAGUCCCGGUGUGGACUUCACUGCACGUGCAGUAUGGCGAGGGGCGUAAAAGGGAGAACUAGUCAUUGGGGGUGCGGUCGUCAUAAAGCAUAGUCGAGGUACACGAGGUUCUUACCUGGAGCCAGUUCCGUGCUGUUCCCGCGGUCCCCGCUGAGAUUUGUAGUGUCCGCGAGAGUGUACUGUGGGCGGGCGGAUGUGUAGGGGCUUCCAUUUAUUACAGAGACAGUUGAAGCGAGGACGGGACAAGCGAAGAAAUGUUACCCAUAUGUCCAGCUGUGUAGGGGUUAAUAUGCUGCCUUGAUGGAGAAUUUCUUGAACUGAGAAAUUACCUGCUCAAACCAUGAGCAUCAUUCAGGAUUUGGUCCUACCUUGUGCCUGCUGUUGACCUGAUGUGCUCCGGGCCCCACAACCCUAAAUUGGAAUAAGACAUUGAAGGACAAUUACUUAAUUCAUCGACCUCUUUUUCUAUGAUGCUUCAGAAUCUCUCCAGGCAUGCUGAGACCCAACAGAUGGAAGAGACGGUUUCCAGAGGCUAUACUGGCAAUUUUUCAGGUGUGUUUGCAGCAGGGGAAGUUCCCAGUGAAAUACAGGAUGACAUCAGAAUUUCUGAGGAGAUGAUAUUUGGUAAGGAUAUCACUGUAGACACUACAAUGGAAGAUGGAGUUGGCGCAGAAGUGGAAUUGCAUGACGGAACAGACCCUGUUGAUACAGACACAGUGGGAAAAGAAGUGAUAGACAGAUCAGGGUGGCCAAGCACAUUUCCAGAUUCAAGCGAGGAAGAGGAUUUUGAUACAUAUAAAGAAACAAAAGAAUGGAAUUUAAAAGAAGAGAGAAAAGAAUUUGCACAUUGUGGAAGGGGUGGCCUAAAACCAACCACACCCAGUGCAACUCUGUACCCUGGAGACGUUUGGAUGAACCCUGCCCCUGGAAAUAACCGAUAUGCAACUAUGUCCAAAGGUGAACAUUUAUGCAAAGAGUGUGGCAAAGAUUUUUCCACCUUAAAGGCCCUUUCAGAACACUUUCGAACACAUCUUUUGGAGAUGGUGUGCAAUUUCUGCAAAAUAGUUUUCCGUAGAGUUGUUUCCCUCAACAUUCAUCUGACUAAUGCGCACAAAAGCACCUCAUUAAUUUGUCAUUGUGGAAAUAGUUUUAGCACAGUAUGGGAACUCAAUUUACACCUACCCAUCCACUUUGAACAGAAAAUGUUUCAAUGUGACCUUUGCUAUAUGUCAUUCCAGUCUAAGCUGAAUUUAACCCGGCAUUGGCACAUGCAUGCCAAAGUUCCAGGAACAGAAAACAUGGGACCUAUAUUGUCAGAUGCUAUCAAUUUAGCCAAUACUAGAAAAGCACUCUCCUUAUCUACAUCUGUAGCAACUCCAGUAACAGAAAGACCUGUCAACCAGCAACAUCAAAAAACAGAAAGCUGUACUGUCAGUCAUUUUGUAACCCAGGGAAAACCAGCUGUAGACUCUCAGGCAGUUCCUCUAUCAGCAGAAGUAUAUAAGAAAGUAAUAGAUUUUGCCAAUCAAAAUUGCAUUGGCCAAACUAAACCACUCUCUGAGAAAGACGAUCACUCUUAUGCAAUAGUGAUGCGGCACAAAGCCAUAAAAGUAGGCUUUUUGCCUAAUAAUAUUCCUAAAUGUGCAGUAGGAAAGAAACUUCGAAUUUUAGUAAUCAGAAAUGUUAAUUCCAAUGAAGUGAAUGCAGCUGAUCAUGAAAAUGAAAAUACGGUGAAUAAGGGAACAUUAUUGGAAGCCAUUGUUGAAGACAGAGAAAAAAACAAUGACAACAAUAAGGCCUAUUUGGAAGUUGAAGGGCAUGAAAUGAAUGAAGACCCUGAAACAUUAAACGUAGAUAUGAGAAGCCAUGUAAAAAUACUUUCAGGAAAAAUGGAUAAAGCUGCUGAAGAUGAAAUAAAAUUGAGCCUUGAAACAUCAGGCAGAAGACUGAGAAAUAGAUUAAAAGAUGACAAUGCAACCUGUAUGACAGACCUUGAAAAAAGACCGAAUGAAGUCCAAGCAACUUCGAGUAGUGCUUUAGAACAAAGAGCACCUUCCGACCAUGAAGCAUAUGUAAAAAGUCUAGGGUGUUACUCAAAUCAAGCCUAUGGAGACCAUGAAUCUUAUGUAAAAUCUUUUAGUCGGAGCCCUAUUAAGGAACAUGGUCCCUUGGGUGACCAUGAUGCAUAUGUGAAGAUUCAGAGACGGAAUGUAAAGGACGCACAAAAUGUUUCUGGGGAAACCUUGACACAGUUUAGAAAAGAAACAGACAAUACUACUGUGAGACCACAGACCAAUAAUGUGCAUGAAGUUUCAAAAGGUGAUUCUGGACCAAACAUUAAUUUGGUUUCUUUCAAAGUAGAGACACAAUUGGAGGAAUUUCCAGAGGAAGAUGUGAAGCCUGACCCUUCUACUCUUGUGCCUCCACCACCUUCUCUCUCAGUUACAGGCAGUUUUCCCGAACCUCAACCACCUUCUCUGGCUAUAAAAGAAGAAGAUACACCAGUGCCAUGUCUGACCAAUUCAGAACUCCAAGGUAAGAAUGAAGGGCAAAAUAAAACUUCCAUGAAAAACCUCAAUGCAGCUUCAGAGACUGAGUCAGUUCUUUCUGAUGUACUUCUCUCAGAUGGUUCAGAAGGUGACAGUUCAGCAAAGGAUGAUGCAGAUUUUGACCCAGAUGAAUUGUCUGGCUCCUUGAGUGACUCCAGUGGAAAUUCCAGUGGAUCAUCCUACAGACCAAAAACACGUUUGUCAAAGAUGAGAAUGAAACCAGCAAAAUUGCCCCAAAAUGAAGCAAACAGUUCUUCAAUUUCACAGCGCCUUAGGCCAAUCAGGCCUGCUCUGACACCUAAUAAUAAUUCCUCAACUUCUCCUACUGAGAAAGACUCCUUGCCAUUGCUUCAACAAUCAGACCGGGACUCAAAGUGUCCUUAUUGUGGAAAGGCCUAUAUACGCACCCACUACAUAUUCCGCCAUAUCCAAUCUUGCCCAAACCGACGACAAGAAAUUUGUUCCUUGUGUUCUCUUCCAUUCCCUAGUCAGGCUAGCUUGAUCCAGCAUGUCUCAAAAUCUCACAACAAGUUACGAAUGUAUGCCUGUGAUCUUUGUAAAGAAGUGUUCCCUGAUGUUGUCAUUUAUAAUCAGCAUGGAUGCUUCUCAAAUAAGUUGACAACCGUGCCACAGAAAUUAGACACACAGGGGAAUGAUAAAAUGGUUAAAUGUGCUCUUCCAGUCAACAUUUCUCAUCAAAUUACUGCUGUUCAAGCUUCACCCAGUACAAGCACUGUAUUUCAUUUACCUACUGGUGCCCAGGUUGUUGCAUCCACAGCCACAGGAACUCGAUCCUCAGUAACUGCCACUAAGGACUCUGUACCAGGUGGGCUUCUUCGCGCUCUGGGGCUUGAAAAUAAAACUAAUGUUUUGUUGCCAACAUUACAGAAUGCAGUAAUUUCAAUUGUUAAACCAAUAUCGGAGUCGCUUGUAAACCUUCAGAACAAUAACUCCUCUGCCUUGCCUAGGCCACAAAUAAAUUCUCCUGCUGCCCCUCUGAAGUUGCUUUCUGAGGACUUACCUGGACAGAGUGAACAGCCUCUUAAAAUUAUCAGGCUUUAUGUGAGCAAAAGAAAACAAAUUUCAGGAGGCCUCCAUGAACAAGGCAAGCAGCAGGACAAACCCACUUCUUUACGAAAGAUCAUUUUUCGAUGUCGGCAGUGUGGUGUUUCUUCUUCCCAUCCUUCACUGAAUGUUGUUCACCGCUAUUUGCACCGUGGUCGCCUUGCAUUCCGCUGCCAGUGUGGCAAAGCAUUUGUUCGUCGGCUACAUCUUCUGCGACACCAGGUGUGUCAUGCAGAGAGCAGCAGUUUCAUUUGUGCUUCUUGUGGACAGACGUUUUUAGGUGCUAACCGGUUUGCUAGGCAUAAACAGACUAAAAUGGGGCCGGUGAAAAAGAAGCAGAGUAAAAAGAAGCAGCAGCAAAGGACAAGUGAAUGCCAGACUCCUUUUUCGUGUACAUGUGGUCAUCCGUUUCUAAAGCCUGCUGCUUACCUUUGGCAUAAACUAAAGAACAGUAAGUUGAAGUCACGAUCAGAUAAAUCAACAGACAGAUGAAUUUUCACUUUCCUCCAACAAAUAUUAUUAGAGUUGAAUUGAUAUCAGUAACGAAGCCUUUCUUUGUCGAUAUGUGAUAAUACGUUUUUUUAAAUCAAAAUAAACAAUGGCCUUAUUGUUGAGCUGCAGAGCCUUUUUUAUUAAACAA